This is a messenger RNA of Diabrotica balteata, 1792 nucleotides long. Lineage: Eukaryota; Metazoa; Arthropoda; Insecta; Coleoptera; Chrysomelidae. The record is from the annotation of a GenBank genome assembly.
GCAGUACUCGUGAAGUCGAAAAUAUGAUGGUCCCAAAACAUUUUAGUUCGCUUCGCUACCUGAUUUAUAUUUGUAUAACAUUCAAUCUUGUAGCUGCAAAGGAAGAAGUUUUUAAUAGAAAAUUCCCAGAUGACUUCGAAUUUGGCGCAGCUACUUCAGCGUACCAAAUUGAAGGUGCUUGGAAUAUAGACGGAAAAGGUGAAAGCAUUUGGGAUACUUACGUUCACAGAGUACCGUCCCCAAUUAAAAAUGGAGAUACUGGAGAUGUUGCAUGUGAUAGUUAUUACAAAUACAAAGAGGAUGUCAGACUUGCUGCCGAACUUGGUAUAAAACUGUACAGAUUUUCGAUAUCUUGGCCAAGGGUACUACCUACUGGAAAAUCUGACAAUAUCAGUGAAACGGGUCUCAAUUACUAUAAAGAUCUAGUUAAAGAAAUUCGUAAAUACGGCAUGCUUCCGGUUGCCACUAUCUACCACUGGGACCUACCUCAGAGUCUAUACGAUCAAGGUAUUCAAUGGAGUAAUGUUAGUUUGAUACCCUAUAUUGUAGAUUAUGCUAGAGUUGUUAUAAGAAACUUACCUGACGUUUCAUAUUGGAUAACCAUCAAUGAGCCAAAACAAGUUUGCCGUGUAGGAUACGGCAGUACUUAUCUAGCGCCUGGUUUAAACAGCAGUGGUCUCUUAGAAUACGAUUGUGCAUAUGUACUUCUUAAAUCUCAUGCUGCUAUGUAUCGCAUGUAUAAAAAGGAGUUUCCCGAUUAUAAAGCUCCAAUGUCCAUAGUCAUAGAUUGUCAAUGGAUAGAGGCUCUAACAAAUUCACCUAAGGAUAGAGAAGCUGCUGAACGACAAAGGCAAUUUGAAUGUGGCUUGUACUUCAAUCCCGUCUUCAAUGGUGACUGGCCACAAGUAGUAAAAGACAGAAUAGCUUAUAGAAGCGAGAAAGCUAACUUAACGAAAUCCAGACUUCCAUCUUUCACUGCAGAAGAAAUAGAAGAAAUAAAAGGAACACAUGAUUUUCUGGGAUUAAAUCAUUAUUAUACGAUGUUAGCUAGGGAGGAAGCAGAAGAAGCACCAUUUAAUGAAACUAGUUGGGAAAAUGACGUUGGAACUGUUGACUCAUUCGAUCCAAACUGGGUUGUAGAAUCAAAUGGAUUAUUUGUGAUCGUUCCUAGUGGUGUUUUAAAAGUUUUAAGAUGGAUUAAAAAGUCAUAUGGAAACCAAAAAAUUAUAAUAACUGAAAUAGGAAUGAGCGAUAAUGGUACUUACCUCAAUGAUCAAGAUAGAAUCGAUUUUUACACAGAAUAUUUCUGCAACAUCCUUGAGGCCAUGGAUGAAGGAGUUGACGUUAGAGUAAUCACAUACUGGAGUUUAAUGGAUAAUUUUGAAUGGACCAGUGGUUACAGUGCUCACUUUGGGAUAUACCAUGUUGAUUUUAAAGAUUCAAACAGAACCAGAACGCCUAAAGAAUCGGUAGGAUUUGUUCAAAAGUUAGCAAGAGAUAAAAAGCUCUCCUGCGGUAAUCCAAGUAAAUACAGAUCAGUCCCAGUGGCGCUUCCGAAAUGGACCCAAAUCAUAAGGUUUCUUUGUGGAAUAAUGGCGUUGGAAAUAAACAACACAAAGAUCGAACAACAAAAAGUCCUUUAGGCCAUAAAUACGGCGCUGGACGUAGACACAGAGGCUGUUAAAGUAGAAGAUCCUAGCAGUAUUUUUGAAGUAUUACAGAUUCUUAAUUGUUUCUUUAUUUUCUGUUCCAAAAUAUUAUUAGUUAUUAUUAAAAAUUAAUAAAUGAUUGA